AUGGACGGAAGCCCCCCAACAGACGAACAAUCCCUCACCCUCCCCUCCAUCCACGUCUCUCUGACCUCCUCCCCUCUCUCCUCCGACGCCGCCCUCUCCCGCGUCAAAUCGCCCAAAGCCGGGGCCGUAGUCCUCUUCGCUGGCUGUACGCGCGACACCUUCAACGAUAAAGCCGUGCUCUCGCUCAAUUACUCGACGUAUGCUGCGCUGGCUUUGAGGAGCAUGCAGGCGAUUGCCAAAGAGGUGCAUGCUAAGCAUAACCUCACUGCGAUCUCGAUCACGCAUCGAUUGGGGCAGGUAGAUGUCGGGGAGGAGAGUAUCUUGAUCGCUGUGAGCGCGCCGCAUCGAACGCCGGCGUGGAGGGCUGGGGAGGAGUGCUUGGAGCUGGUGAAGGAGAAGGUGGAGAUCUGGAAGGAGGAGAGGUUCGAGGGUGGAGGGGUGUGGAGGGCUAAUCGUGAUGGGAAGGCAGGAGUACCUGUGAUUGAUGGGAAGGCAACGUAG
Molecule: messenger RNA, 501 nt
Organism: Saxophila tyrrhenica
Lineage: Eukaryota; Fungi; Ascomycota; Dothideomycetes; Mycosphaerellales; Extremaceae
Exons: 2
Coding region: 1-501 (166 amino acids)
Biological process (GO): Mo-molybdopterin cofactor biosynthetic process
Cellular component (GO): cytosol
Molecular function (GO): molybdopterin synthase activity
Source: RefSeq, a predicted model, not a curated record